CGAGAGGAACUGUAAACAUAAAGGCGGAAUGUACAAUGACAGCCAGAUUUGAGCAGGAAAAACGUCGUUUUUCCUCGCGUUCACACCCGAAAAUGGUUAAAAACUAACCUGUCGUUACCGUAGCUUGAUGUUAGCCAUCUAUCCUCUGGCUGUCACUGCAAAGGAUGGCUGUAUCUCAUCCGGGACAGUCCUCCCUGGUACACAGCCUGGCCAAGCUCCUUCGUGAAAAUGGUGACUUGGUGCUGGAUGGCAGCAGCACGCUGACCCUACCAGCUGCCAGCUUACAGCAGCUUACCAGGCUCUUUGAACAGUACUUGCUGUCCAGACACCAGCAGCAUGGCUUCCUGGCGCUGCCCUCUCACCCUGCUGAUACCGCCUCCCUGCUCCAGCUGCAGUUCCUGUUUGACAUCUUGCAGAAGACCAUAUCCCUUAAGCUCAUCAACGCACCGGGAGUGAGACUACAUUCUGCUGUGAAAAUCUUCCCUUUCAAGUCUCUCAAGUGUUUAGAGCUAAAGAGAAUCCCUCCACACCUCCUCGAAGGGUUAAGAGGAGUUUACUCCCAACUGGAAGUAUUUACUUGCUCAAAGAGCCUCAGCUCCAUGGAGGAGCUGCUUUAUCUAUGUGGAGGAGACUUGAGCUCUGCACUGCCUUGGUUGGAGCUUCACACCCUUAAUUUCAGCUACAACUCAAUAGUCUGCCUUGACCAGUCACUUAGUUUACUAAAUGUCCUGAAAUCUUUGGAUGUAAGCCAUAAUAAGAUUCAGGAAUGUGCUGAAUUUUUAAAGCCCUUGAGUGAGCUGGAGCACUUGAACCUGGGCUACAACUGCCUGCAGGGGGCGCCAACGCUGGGUCUGAGCGCAACGUCCAAGCUCCUAACGCUCAUCCUCAGGAACAACGAACUGGAAACGAUUAAUGGUGUGGAGCAGUUGUCUGCGCUGCAGCACUUAGACUUGGCCUACAACCUGCUGUUGGAGCACUCCCAGCUGGCUCCUCUCUCCCUGUUGCACUGCCUCAACACAUUAAACCUGGAAGGAAAUCCUCUAUACUUCCAGAAGACCCACCGCUCCUGCACUGUCCGACAUCUCUCCCCGAAGGCGGCCAGCCUCAGAUUAAGACUAGAUGGAACCCCACUCUCCUCCUCUGAGUUGUCAGUGCUUCCAAAAGCAGGCAAACGGAUCGUCCAGACACAGACUUUUGCAGCAGUUACCGUCCCACCAGAGCCAGGUAAUCAGGAGGCGUCCAGUGGAGCAGGAGAUCUGAGCGACAGCCUGUCUGUUGGAGACGGAAGGGCCUCACGCUUGCGGAAGAAGAAGUCCCGGAGCAAGGUGAAGGUGCGCAGGGCCAGCAUAUCCGAGCCCAGUGACACGGAUUAUGAGUCCAGACCCUUGUCCUCCGCACAGGACAUUGUUCUUCCCCACCAGCAGGAGAUCGAGCGCAUGUCCAGCUUCAGGGACCAGCUGGGGGAAGACUGGCUACGAUAUCAACACCAUCUAGACGGUGGAUCAACCACUAGCGUCACUACGGCUGCAGACACACACCGUCCAACUUCUAACUGUCAAACCCUCCCCAACGGCUUCGGCGCCUCCGCCCUCUGUCCGCACGCCGAUCCUGGCCUGCAGCCGUCUCCGUUGUCCAACGUGGAAGUCCCAGAAGUCCCAGAAAUCCUCCCACCACCACUUCUCUCCUCAGAACGGAGGAUAGAAGCCGAUGACAUGGAGCACGACCUGGAAACAGACUCCACCUUGCAGUGGCCUGGUCACAGUAGUCAGCACACGGAGUCCACUCUGGAGGGCAGCACGGCGGACGGCUUCGCCGUGAAGCAGGAAGUGGUAACUCCACCUCAGUCGAGCCCUGAAUCCCAGAGAUCUGCUACGAGAGUGAGUGGAGAUGUCCAUCACGUUGAAGAAGAGGACUUGGGAGUUGACCUGUGUCACCCCCUGCUCGUUGGAGUUCUGUCUGGCAAAGAGGAGAAAGGCGGUGAAAGUAAGGAGAGCAGGAAGAAGAGAAGAGAGGUUUUCUUGCGAGUUAAGCCUGGACUUCUGCUGGAGGUGGACGUCCAACAAGGCCAGGAGAGGUGUCGUCUGGAGCUGGACAGCCUCGCUCGGGUGGAGACAACCGAGGCUGCCUGGACCCAAGUUUUUCAGGAUACUGAAAAUCUGUUACCGGCCGUGGAGCUUCAUUUCGACUACAUCAGCAAGUCAAAGAGGAGGAGAUGCUACGUCCUGCUGGACGAUGACCCACAGCAGGCAGCACAGACUUUAACGGGUCUACUGUCCCACGUGGCGGAGGAAAACCAGCGCCGCAGCUCGGAGGUCGACCCGCGCUGCGUUCGUCUGCAGUGCCUUCGCUGCAGGUCCGAGUUCACGCCUCGGGGCAAGGCUGGAGAACACGGAGCUCUGGGGAGAUGGAGGAAGACGGGGGAUGUGAUGCUGCCAGAGGGGGAGGAAGAACCGGGUGAGGCCAUGCUGAUGGAGGCCGAGGGUGAAGGAGUCAAUGGAGAAAGUCCUACUUGUCCAGAAUGUGGCAGCGACCAUGUGGUUCAGGUGGCCGAGCUGUCGACCCCCUACAGCAGCACGCCGGUGUAUCAUCAGUUGCGUCCUGACGGCCAAGACGACCAUCUGGACAUAACCCAGGGUUCUCCCAGUGUCAACAAGCAGGAUGAUUUCACGGACGCCAGCAUCAGCAGCAGUCCCAUCCAGGACGCUGCCACCACCACAGGAGAUCCCACAUUCGUCACGGCCCGAGGAAGCUCCUUCUUCAUCGGAGAAGGUCCAGACGACACCAGCAGCCUCUCGUACAACACAGAAUGCCAAAGUAAAGAGGAUCUAGCAGGAAGUUACCACUACACCGCCACGGGUACGACGCCACCUCCAGGCCAGCCUACGGGCCGAUCCACUCCCAAAGAUGAGCUGGAUCUACUUUCCGAGGACUACGAGGCGGUGGACCAUCGACUAAAGCUUUUCUUGGAUGUAGACGUCUUCGAAGAGGAAGAGGAGCUUCACUCCUACCUCAAGAUGUCAGCAGUUAAGUUUGGGGAGCCUGGAGAGGUUCCUUCGCUGUUGGUCGUGUCAAACCAGAGGAUCUAUUUCCUGGAAAUGAGAUCAGACGUGCACAGAGGUCUGCUCACUGACUGGCUGCAGAAGAAGGAUAACUACCCAAUUCUGGAUCUCAGCUACCUAGAGGUGGGGCUGGGUUCCCAGAGCAUCCACAUGGAGUUUGGUGACGGAGGUGUGGCUUACACACUUCUGGUGAGGGACAGCGUGCGCUGCAAACGCUUCUUUGGCCUUUUGACAGGAAUUGUUCGUGAGAUGGUCCACAAAUCCGACAGCAAGCUGAAGUCCAUCUCCACCACCAGACUGUCCCCCCAGCACCACCUCUGGCCGCUGGUGUGUGAAGACAUCCAGGCAGAUGUGGAGGACGGACAGCUGCAGUUCUUCUACGUUCUGGCUUUUCUCCUGCAAGAGGACGUUUGGAUACCUGUGACGGUUCUGGCGACUCGAGAGACGCUCUACCUGCUCAAAGAGGAUCACCAGUGGAGGAAAACCAGCUCGGCGGGGAGCGAGGACACCGGACCGUGCAGCGGCGGCGUCUCCGUCUUAGAAACGCUGCCCAUCAGCUGCGUGAGCUCGGUUCUGCAGUACGAAUCAGACCAGUGCAGGAUGGACGUGAAGCUCUACGAUGAGACUGUGAAACAGGAGAAGACGUGGCGUGUGCGCUCAGAGAGCGCAGAGCUGCUGCAGGGUCUGCUGGCCUGGGUCAGGGCGCAGUGGGAGGCCAUGUUCGGAGUGAAGCUGCUCACAAGUCUGCAAGACAAAGCGGCAUAAUGGAGGAGUGCAAACAAACAAACAAAAAAAAGAAAAAGUUAACAGGCUGUGUGUUUUGUGAAGUCUGCGUUGGUGAUGGAGAAAAGAAGUUUAGUGAGCAUGAGUGAGUGUGUCUUUAUUUUCUCCCCUCUCAGUCUGCACUCAGUCUGGUCCCAUUACGCUCGUCGCUCCAAGCCAAGAGCUUGGAAAUGAUUGCACUCAUUCAUGUGGUACACAAGCCUGUAAAAGCUCUGGUUGCAUAAUUUAUCCUCGAGAAAAACCAUCCUACUGAACUUUUCUACAGCUGAAAUGGAGUGUGCCUUGUUUCUUUUGUGGAUCCCAUGUUCUCCUGUUGAAAUGGACCUAAAUGUACGUCAUCUUGCUUUUAAAAACAAGAAACACCUGCAGCAUUAAGCAAAUGUGGAGCAGACGUUGGCCGGCUGGAAUUAAGGGCAUUAGGUUGGGAUAAAGAAAUGCUCUCUGUCUCUCAGGAUUUGUUUUGGGUGGGUGGGCGGGCGGGGGGGGGGGUGAGGAUGCAGCGAGUUCAGGCGUCAUGCGCUAAACACGAGGAUGGAGGAGUCCAGACUCCCUCUCAAGCAGCGAUACCUCAAAUCAGUUUAGGUGUCAGAAAUCAGUGUGGCUUGUCAUAUCUAAACACGAGCAGUUCUUACAUUAAAACCUUGCAGAAAUAUCUAUACUAAUAUACAACACGUGUUUUGCGUCUGGGUCUUGUUUCGAUUAUUUUCAGAGAAAGUCUUUGCACUCAUCCACUUUUCUGACUAUCUCAGUUAAAUCUUCUGGUUUGUUUUUGUUCUUUAUUCCACAUCAUAGCUUAAAGUUUGAAACAGGACUGUUACGUCUGUGCUGAGCGUACAUGUAACCACUGUGAUUUGAAUCUCUAUAUCAACUUAAUGAAGCCAGCACUAUUAAUUUAGCCAAAGCAGUAUUAAUUUAUUUUGAAGUCCUCCACCCUUUUUUUUUUUUUUUUUUUUUUUUUUUUUCUCUUUCUUGUAAUUAAUUGAUGCAGA
Messenger RNA from Cololabis saira (Pacific saury), 4831 nucleotides. It is a transcript of the gene stk11ip, whose product is annotated as serine/threonine kinase 11 interacting protein. Gene Ontology annotation, cellular component: cytoplasm. Gene Ontology annotation, biological process: intracellular protein localization. Bases 165 to 3824 code for a protein of 1219 amino acids. The record is from RefSeq and is a predicted model, not a curated record. The transcript has 26 exons. Lineage: Eukaryota; Metazoa; Chordata; Actinopteri; Beloniformes; Belonidae. Gene Ontology annotation, molecular function: protein binding.